Clavispora lusitaniae ATCC 42720 is the source of this 2622-nucleotide messenger RNA. RefSeq names its product Sog2p (gene SOG2). Gene Ontology annotation, molecular function: protein binding. NCBI's taxonomy places the organism in Eukaryota, Fungi, Ascomycota, Pichiomycetes, Serinales, Metschnikowiaceae. The record is from RefSeq and is a predicted model, not a curated record.
AUGUCCCAACCAUCCCUUUCAGGAAAGUAUGUUGAAAUUCAAAAUGCUUUCAGAGAUCAGGUUGACAUGAUCAAAUAUAAGCGAACAGUACAGAUCAAGCUCUCGUCUUUCCCAUCAAAUGUUUCCCUAUCAGACAUAUUUGAGGCACUCAAUGAAAUAUGCCAUCAUCUAGGUGCACCAUUGCGCCUCGAAAGAAUCAUAUUGGCCGGAAACGAAUUGACAACACUUCCUCAAGAGUUCCUGUUGAUUAGUGGUCCAUCUUUGAGGUACCUAGAUCUUCACAAUAAUGCAUUCACUAAUUUGCCAUCGAUAUUAGCUAGCGCAUGUCCAAAUUUAGAGGGGUUAGAUGUUUCAGGAAACUACUUGACUCUGCUACCUCGCUCUGUGCUACAAAACUUACCUGAACUCAAAGUGCUUCUGUUGAAAAGAAACAACUUUUCAUUUUUGAACCCGUUUCUCGGAGAGAUGAUCAAUUUGGAAGCCAUUAACGCUUCUGAAAAUCCGCUUAUCAUGCCUUCUAUUGAAGUUAUGAAGAAUAUGCCUGGAGGUACAAACGAUUUAAAGGCAUAUUUACUUUCUCAUAGUACAAUUUUGGAACAGCAAAUUCAACAUCAAUUGCUGCAACUGCAAAAACAAGCGCCCUCUACUCCAAAUGUCUCUCGCACCCGAUCCUUUUCUGAUACCAGAUCUAAAUCUCUGAAAGCAAGUCGCAGAAUGGGAUUUAUCGUAAACAGUUCGAAAGCCACUCCCGAUGAAGCCAAUGGAUCUUCAACAACAUCUGAAUCUACACCCAGCAAGCCUGAACGUAAGUUGCUGUUACCUACGUAUGAUAAGAACGAUUUCAUCUCAUUCCUGCAGCCUCAAGCUGAUAUGUCAUUUACAUCCACAUAUACACUUUCGACAGCAUCAAAUUCUCGAUCAGUGUCUCCUUCAAGCAACUCUACUGUGACCACCAGCAGGCCUGUGAGUCGUAGUAGAAGCAGGUCUAACACUUUGAGAGAAAUUGACUCGGUGCUUGAGAGUAAUGACUUAGCAGAUUCGAAUCAAAAAUCCGGUGCAUAUUUUAGGCGUUUGUCAACAUUGCAGGAACGUCCAGGUGAUGAGGCAUUCAGAGCAUCUCAAGAAGAAUUGGUGGAAAAGGAGGACUCUACGAAAAGUGCUUCAAAGGAGGUUGGAAUUGAUGUUUCACCAACCAAGCCAAUAUUAAAAAAGUCAUCAAAUACAUCUCAACAUCAAUCGACCCCAGCUAAUGUGAAUUUACAGCUGCAGGUGUCAGGCAUCGACCAUUCUCAAUGCUCUCAUGACUUGAGUACCGCUUUAAAAGUCGCUAGAAAAAUGCUUUUUUCAUUUAGUGAAGUACACUUAUCGGUCAAGAGGUUUACUGGAUUUUGUUCCGAUAGAAAGGUAUCUAUGAAAGUGGUUCCUUUGCUCCAUACUACGAAGGGAAACAUUGACUUUCUCGUUGAAACUUUGGAAGCUGCGGAAGAUAAGGGUGAAAAUCAGGCUUCGAUUAUGGAUGCUGUUCAGACAUGUAUCAUAUCAUUCAAGCAAAUAUUCAGCUUGAUCAGUGAAAACUUUGCAACGUUUGUUGCAAAGAUUGAUGUUUGCUUUGUGAGGAUGGUCUACUUAACUCUUUUCGGCUCUUUCAAUGAAAUGCAGAAUGCAUUCAAACUAUUGCUUAAAACCUCCACUCCACAAAAAAUUCCCUUAGCACGCAAUCUCUCAUCUUUAGCGUUGGAUGGAAAGUCUAGAAUCCUCCAACCGACUUUUGAUGAAAGUGCCAACCCCAAUCAAGAUGCUGUUUUGAAUAAUCCUAACGCCGAUAGCAGUAUAAGCCCUACAGAGAUUGAUGAAAAAUUAUACCAAGCAAUUGCUUUGGCAACUACGAAUGCCCAAAUUGUUUUCGGACAGCUAACAAAGUCUAUAAACAAGAGUGCGAUUGCUUCGGCGAAUACAAAUUCGACGCAGAUGAAUCUGACUGUAUCAGCGAAAUUCAAAGAGUUAACAAGCGUUUGUUUAUCCUCCAUGGAUAUUACUAAGAGACUCAUUACCAAGCUUUCAACGAUUAGAUCCAAUCAGACGCAGCAGAAUCGAAAAUUGUUCUGGGAUGACAUAAACCUUUUUUUGAAGGCAAUCAUCCAAACUUUCUCCUCUGUUAAAGCGAUCAUGAAAGACGUGCCUAUUUUGAAUGAAGUACGUCAAUCGAUGGCUCACUUGACUAAAACGACCAAGGAUUUGACUCUUUUGUUGGAAGUGUCUUCGUACAAGUCAAUGUCGGAUGCUCUGGUACCACUUCCAGUAAACUCACUGGUUAAUUUGAAUGGUAUCCUUCUGCCAUCUACUGCCACAAGUACGAAUUCAGCGUCUACUGUCAAUCUCUCGCAGAUGGGGACUACAGCAGUGAGAACCCCGCUUGUGGCAACUGUAGGAUCUGCAGCAGCUCUGGCAAUUCUUCCUCGUUCGGAUUCACAUACGGCAAUGGCAAAUUCGAAUAACACGGUUCCCAUGUCAAUCAACAUUCCUCCUCUGGUUGCUUCGGAUGUUCUCAAUACAGGCUUACAUACUGCUCCUGUGCAAUCUAUGGAGCAGUUCUAUGCAAAGAACGUGAAUCCGUUUGACUAG